GGCGGCGACUCCGUUGCUGGGAGCCCGGCGGCGUCCGCACCCCGGGAGGGCACGCGCCCCUCCACGGGCGACCGGAGCGCUGGGCCCGCAGCCCCCGGAGUUGCCCAAGACCCCGGGUGACUCCUCCCCGGGGACCCUCCCCCUCUGGGGCGCGUCAUUCUCCCCACCCCUGGGUCCCGAUCCGGGCGUCUUCUCGCGUGCGAGCCACGCCGGGACACGUCGCGGUCACCUGCUCGGAGCCGGGGAGCGCGGGUCCGCCCGGGGCCCCAUGGAGCUGCGGGUCGGCAACUCCAGCUGCGAGAACGGUUCCCUGGUCAGCCUUUACUGCUCCUCCCAAGAAGUCCUGUGCCAGAUCAUCGGUGGCCUCCACCCCGAGGUGCCCAGCAAUGCCACCUCUACCAGCUGGCAGGAGAGAAUCAGGCAGAACUACGGCUUCUACAUUGGCCUGGGCCUGGCCUUCCUGUCCACCUUCCUCAUUGGCAGCAGCGUCAUCCUCAAGAAGAAAGGCCUCCUGCGACUUGUGGCCACGGGGGCCACUCGGGCUGUGGCUGCUGGAGAAGUUGCCAACUUCGGGGCCUAUGCAUUUGCACCUGCGACAGUUGUGACACCUCUGGGAGCGCUGAGCGUCCUCAUAAGUGCAAUCCUCUCCUCGUAUUUCCUGGGAGAGAGUCUGAACCUGCUGGGGAAGCUGGGCUGCAUGAUCUGUGUGGCCGGCAGCACAGUGAUGGUGAUCCACGCCCCUGAGGAAGAGAAAGUCACCACCGUCAUGGAGUUGGCUUCCAAGAUGAAAGACACAGGGUUCAUCGUGUUUGCUGUGCUCCUGCUGGUGUCCUGUCUCAUCCUCAUCUUUGUCAUCGCCCCACGUUAUGGGCAAAGGAAUAUCCUCAUUUACAUCAUCAUCUGCUCCGUGAUCGGGGCCUUCUCCGUGACCGCCGUCAAGGGUCUGGGCAUCACCAUUAGGAACUUCUUCCAGGGGUUGCCCGUCGUGCGGCACCCCCUCCCCUACAUCCUGUCCCUCAUCCUGGCACUUACCCUCAGCACUCAGGUCAACUUCCUCAACAGGGCACUGGACAUCUUUAAUACCUCCCUGGUGUUCCCCAUCUACUACGUGUUCUUCACCACGGUGGUCCUGACCUCUUCCAUCAUCCUCUUCAAGGAGUGGUACAGCAUGUCUGCCAUGGACAUUGUGGGCACCCUCUCUGGCUUUGUCACCAUUAUCCUGGGGGUGUUCAUGCUUCAUGCUUUCAAAGACCUGGAUGUUGGCCGGACCAGCUUGCCCCACAUGCACAAAAACCCAACCCCAGCUCCCGCCCCACAGCCCACUGUCAUUAGACUGGAAGACAAGAACGUCCUCGUGGACAACAUAGAACUUGCUGGCACCCCUUCACCAGAAGAGAAGCCCAAAGUAUUUAUAAUCCAUUCUUAAAGCUUGGAACGACUGAGGGAGGGGAUGAGCCCACGGGUGCAGCCUGACCUCUCAGUUUCAAAACUAUCUGGUUAUUUUCAGCAUCACUUGUUACCAGUGGGCUCUCUUUUCUUGAGAUGUUUGUUUAUACCUCAUCA
This is a messenger RNA of Galeopterus variegatus (Sunda flying lemur), 1563 nucleotides long. RefSeq names its product NIPA-like domain containing 4 (gene NIPAL4). Gene Ontology annotation, biological process: magnesium ion transport. The coding region runs from base 269 to 1426 and encodes 385 amino acids. Gene Ontology annotation, molecular function: magnesium ion transmembrane transporter activity. The record is from RefSeq and is a predicted model, not a curated record. The transcript has 5 exons. NCBI's taxonomy places the organism in Eukaryota, Metazoa, Chordata, Mammalia, Dermoptera, Cynocephalidae. Gene Ontology annotation, cellular component: membrane.